Messenger RNA from Branchiostoma floridae (Florida lancelet), 1706 nucleotides. RefSeq lists its product as uncharacterized. Bases 179 to 1186 code for a protein of 335 amino acids. The transcript is spliced from 2 exons. Lineage: Eukaryota; Metazoa; Chordata; Leptocardii; Amphioxiformes; Branchiostomatidae. The record is from RefSeq and is a predicted model, not a curated record.
ACUGGCGGGAAAAAGGGUCAGGCGCUCAACCACUUCCGGGUUGAUCCUGUGGAGAGAAACAAAGAACAGUGUCGUUUUGGGUUGGUAAUAUUUUGAUGCUUUGGUGGAUCAAGGAGCUUUCAUCAACUUCUUGGGUGGAUUAAGGACUUUUAUCUCUAACCUGAUUGUGUUUUUAACAAUGGGGGAGGUUGCAAAUCUCAUUUGUGCCCGUUUCGGCAACAUUCCGGCCCGUGUGUUGUGCGUGUUGGUUCUUGUGUGCCAAGGCGCCCUGCUCGACUAUUGUUUGGCCUUCUACCUGAACUUGAACUGGUUAGGUUGGAUCACUGCGGACAUCGUGGUCGUCUGUCUGUGGCUGUACGCGCUCAUAACAUCGUACCGGUACUUCAGACAGAAGUGGAUGUCGCCUGGCCUUGCCCGGAUCGGUGAUGAGCUGCCCUUCGCCUUUAUCUCGUGGUUUGUGUACGCCUGUCUGUACGUCCCCAGGGUCGCCAUCAUUUUCAAAUGGGAGAUAGCAGACGAACUCACCGACCACGACUGGUUCGGCCCCAACGCACUCAAGACGACUCUAGCAUUGUCUGCCCCUUUGUUCCUUCUGCUCCUGUACGGGCAUCACGACGCCAAGCCGCACACCAACAGGAAAAACUACGUAGAUAGGCUCGCCUUGGGUGUGACCUUCGACAUCCUGGACUCUCUAGAGUUACUGGAUAUCCUGUUUGUGCAGGAAUCGCGGGUGAUCUUAACCUUUGAGCUGGAGAACGCCAUUCUUUCCUUCGCGUGCAUCGUCUUCUUCCUCCCCACAGUCGCCCUCUUUGAACUGAGGAAGAACAGGUCGGAUGGUGAAGUGGCAUCCGUAAAUUUCGGAGUGCUCUAUUCCCUCCUCUUCAUGUUGUUAGUGAACGUUCCCUUCCUUGUCAUCAGGAUGCUUCUGUGGAAUAUCUACAACCAAGACGUGUCUGUAUUCCUAAUUAAGAACGUCAUGCUGCUGAUCAUUGGGUUUAAAGACAUUUGGGAAAACGUCGGCCCGCACGGACCCAAGAAGUGCUCGGAGUGUGACGGAACAUUCCACCCUGAUCACAUUGAGCCACACAAGGAGAAGUGCGUGCCAGAAGAAGCCAUAGAGCUCCAUGAUGGACAGACUGAGUCGGAAGCAAGCAAACUACCAGUGGAAGCCCACUCUUCGGUGUGAUAUCAGCAAAUGAAUGCUAAUGAGUUGUCUCUUAAGAUACAGUUUUCCUUUAUAUAAAGAGGAGCAAGAUUUUUGUAAUAUUUCCGUAUUCGAGUAAGAUAAAACACCCCGUGUGUCACUUGAUUCGACAUUGGCUCAAGGCCACACCUAAACUGAAUUCAUGUUAACCUCUUGCUAUGUGGCUGUAGCCUCCUUUUUACUGACAAUUUCGUUCACAUUGGGAUUUUAAAAACGACAACAGGGAUGGUUACCUGUACACAUCUGUAGUAGAACUACAGCGGAAACUUAGAAAAUGUGGGUGUGCUACCUUUUAUAGGAUUUACUGUACUAUAUAAUGUAUUACGUCUUUGUUGCAGUGACUUUUAUAAUGUGCACUUUUCUCCGGCACAAGAAUUUCUUACAAUCUGACCAAAGAUAUGUAUAAGUAGUAGUUGUUUUUAUGUGUAUAUGAACGUAUUUUUUUAUCUACCUGUGAUACUGUGAUGAUUGGUAGUGGGUAGAUUUUAAACAAAACGAUGUU